Messenger RNA from Apis laboriosa (Himalayan honeybee), 2804 nucleotides. RefSeq lists its product as uncharacterized. The coding region runs from base 1491 to 1985 and encodes 164 amino acids. NCBI's taxonomy places the organism in Eukaryota, Metazoa, Arthropoda, Insecta, Hymenoptera, Apidae. The record is from RefSeq and is a predicted model, not a curated record. The transcript is spliced from 3 exons.
AUUAUGAUAAUUAUUUAUUCGUGUUUUAUUAGAAAAGAAAGAAAUUAGAGAAGAAGAAAUCGAUACAAUAUUUAAAAUGUUUUUCUGUUAUUUCACUUUGUUCUUUCACUGAAAAUUAAAUAUAUAUAAAAGAUUAUGUGUGAUAGUAAAACGAUUCACAAAAACAUUAAACAUCGACAAGUACACUUGUUCGUCGUUUGAGUGGUAGCCUUGUGCCUCUUUGAGAACGAGUUACUUUCGUUCGUCGAUUUAGACACAACCUUACCAUACUUUCACCUUCUUGUUCGAAAAAAAUUUCAUUUCUAAUAAUUAAUCGGAGUUCAUUGAGUUCGGAGUUCAUAACCAAUGAAGUCGGAUCAAUAAAAAAUAAGAAAUCGAUCAAUGAUGAAAUAAAAAAAAAAAAAGAAAAGAAAAGAAAAGAAAAGAAGUAUAGAAAAUUUCUGAAUUAUUCUUCAACAAACUUCAAUUUGUUGUUGUAUCAGUCAUCGAGCAAUACUUUCUUAUUUUAUAGAAUUUAAAUUUCAAUGUGAUCAUUCACAACAACAUUUUAUUUUUAUAUCCGGCUUUUCUAUUUCUUGAUUCUUCUUCACGAGAUUUGCGAUUACCUGUUGAAAACAUGAGCCUCGCCAGAUUACGCAAGGUAUCGUACGUAUCAUCAUUGCUGGUGCAUCCUCGAAUUGUUGCGCAUUUGCUCACGUAACAAUUCUCGCACUUCAAUAACAUGAAAUUCUUUUUAUAUAUACUUUAUUCAAUUUUGAUAUUUUAUUCAAAGCACUAUAUAUCUUGAAUCUUUCAUAUUUUUGAAAAUCAUUGUGUCGAUCUAUAAAUUUAGAAUUUUCAUCUUAAGCUUUUAAUACUCGCAACUUUAUACGAAUGAUUAAUAACGAAUAACUUUGAUAACUUUAUCAAAAUAAUUUUAAAAAAAUUUAACUUUUGAUUAUAACAUUUAAAUAAAUUAAAAGUUAUAAAUGCUAUUGAAAUGAAAAGGUUAAGUAAAAUUAAAAAACAACGUUGAUCUUUUUAAUGUCGGACGUUAUCAUAUCAUAAAAAUAUUGAUGCUACUCUUUUUUUUUUUUUUUUAACUUAUCAUAUUAUUUAAAAAGGUAGAAAGAAACGUAAAGAAAUGAUAUCGAUGAGCAUCGAACUUCCUCUAAACGAUUUAUGAGCCGAUUAGUGGCGUUUGAUCGGCAUUCACACGAGAGUAGUUCGAUAAUAAGAGAUCAGGGGGUCGGGACUGAUAAAGGUUGAUAAUGAGUCCCGACUCGACGUAACUAGUCAGUUCCUCCGGUGUCGCACGCAAAUAAACUACAAUCUUUCUCGCCUCGAACGAACGGGUUCAACGUCUCAGAAACGUGUGUUUGAAGAAUAAAAAAUUUAAAAAUCGAUUAAACAUUCCGAUAAUAUUGUUACAUCAAGUUUUUUUUUUUUUUUUUUGUCAGCGAUUUACAUAGCGAUAUAAUGUGACUAACAUCAUCCAGUUGGUCAUAAAUAUGAACGGCGAUGGUAAUUGUCAUACUAGGAAAUAUGGAUACCCGUUUAAUAACAUGGUGAUCGUGCCAUCACCCGGAUCCAUAUGGGAUUAUCCGUAUCUGAACCAGGUCACCAGCAUGAUGGGCCUGGUAUAUGGAACGAGAUCAAAGCCCGAACAAGAUUUAUUUCCUUCCAAGAUUCGGAUUCCAGAGAUACAUAUGGAAAGUCCAUCGAAGUUCGAGUUGACGAAGACGGACGUUCAGAUCGCGGAUGAAACGGAAUUAGGCGAGGUAAAAGUGAUGCCGUUAACGAGCAACGUGGCGACUUCGACGCCUGUGCAACCAGGAAGCAUUCCUUGCAAAAACGGUGGAUGCAAGAGUUGGGCAAGUCGAGCAGAAUCACGGAUGGAAAGCCCGUGGCAUUUUCUCAAGACCAUCUUUCUCAUUUCUGUGAUCGUUGCUUUGAUCUUGUGGGUAAUCGUUUACACAUUCCUCGUCCAAUAUCAAAUCUUGUGAAGAAUUCGACGAGUCGCGUGGAACUGUUGAAUACAUCGAGAACGUCGAGAAACUUGAAUGAUUUAUGCUCUUCCGUUUCGAAGGGAACGGAAUGUUUGUUGUACAUACAAGGCUGAAAAGGACGCAACACAGAUAAAAAAUGGUUUCGAAAUUUGAGAAAAGAUUGAAAAGAAUUACAAAGAAAAAUGGAAAUUUUGUCCGAAAAUGAUUUGGUGGAUGUCUUUGAUCGAUUCGUUCGAUGGAUGUUUCAUUGAAUUUCCCAUUUUCCAUCCGUCCUUGAACAAAAAUUCUAUGCUCAAAAUCGUGGAUCGUGAAUGUUUGUCGAAGAAUUCGCUAGUUUGUCGAGUAUGAGUGAAAAAUAUGAAAAAAAUUACGUACAUUGUUUUGUGGGCAGAAAGUUUUUAGAAAUUAGCAGAGAGUUUGAAUAUCGGGAUUGCGUAAAGUUGUCUUCUAUUUGCACGGUUGCCCCAACUUUCAUCGGUCCAACGACUAUGAAAUUCCCAGUGUUGAAACAUUUGAAACAGGAAAAGUUGAAGAUAUUUUUGUAAGAUCGUACAAAAGGCGCUGUUCAUAAAAAUAAAAUUAUAACGAGAAUGGUACCUGUAAUAUUCGUUCAUAAAAUUGGAUAUUCCUUCGUCUACAAAAUUUUUGUUACAAAAAUCACGAUUGUAUUACAUUGAUUAUAUAUGUUUCUAUUUAUAAUAUUAUAUACAAAUUGUUUAUAAUAUAUUCUAUUUGAUAGAAGGUAUUCGAAUAUUUAGUAUUAAUAAUUUUUUUUUUACUAAGUAUUUGUACAAAAGCGAUUAAAUAAACUGAAUA